AUGGACGCCUUCAACACCGUGCUGCGGUUCUUAUUGAACCAAAAGGCCACUAUCGGCUACAGCUUCUUGGCGAUCUUGACCAUUGGCGGCGAGCUGAUCUUCUCCAUGGUCUCCUUCGAGUGCCCGUGCAACCGGACGCAGAACUUUUCGUACGGGAUCACCUUCCUGCUGGGUCCGGCCUUGGUGCUGCUGGUGCUGGGGUUCUUCUUCAGCGCGCGCAUGUGGAGGCUCUUCACCGGCUGCUGCCUGAACCCACGCAAGCUCUGCCCCCGGGGGAACUGCCUGCGCUGCACGGGCAUCCUCCUGAAGGUCACCUGGGGUGCCUGCAUUGCUCCCGUGAUGUGGCUCUGCGUGGCUCUGCUCAACGGCACCUUCUACGAGUGCGCCAUCAGCGGGCUGGACGACAACCUGGUGGUAGACCACUUCUGUCAGAACAAGACGCUGAGGUGCCGGGCGGAGUUGGCCCGCGUCCCCUGCCAGAGGUCCAAGCUCCCCGAGGACGAGAGCAAAGAGCUCCUGCUCAUGUUCCGAGCGCAGUCUCAGGUCCUGGGCUGGUGCAUCAUCACUGCGGCUGCGGUAGCAGGGCUGUUGGCGGCCUGCUGCAAGAACUGCCGCUCCCGGGUGAGUUACCUGCAGCUCACCUUCUGGAAGCGCUACAUGGAGAAGGAGAGGGAGAACUUUGAGGUCUUUGCCUCGGAUUGUGCCGACAAGCUUGCAAAGCGCAACCUCAAGAGCUUUUUUGAGAACAGCAACCCAGACAUAUUCCCAUUCCCCAACCACAAGUCCUGGGAGGCGAUAUCAAGCCUUUACACCUUCAGCCAGGGCGAGCAGUAUUACAGCACACUGCAGUGCUACGUGGAGCGCUCAGACCGAGACUACAGCCCAGAGAAGAGGCCAGUGCUGGUCUUUGAGGAUGGCAUGGAGAUGGUCUGA
Molecule: messenger RNA, 933 nt
Organism: Conger conger (European conger)
Lineage: Eukaryota; Metazoa; Chordata; Actinopteri; Anguilliformes; Congridae
Product: calcium homeostasis modulator protein 5-like
Exons: 4
Coding region: 1-933 (310 amino acids)
Molecular function (GO): monoatomic cation channel activity
Source: RefSeq, a predicted model, not a curated record